UUUUAAUUUAACCACGUUAUUAACGUUGCUUUGACUGAGGAAGUUUGUAAACAAGAACCCUUGUGUGAGAAGUGCAGCCGAUUGGUUUGUUAGGAACAAUUCGACAUUGCCUAUUAAAAUAAUUUAAACAUUUAUUACGGCAACACUGCCAACAUAUAAUCCACACCAGUUAUCAUAUGUUCCACAAUCCUUCCAUUUUUUGACGUUUCGACGAACGUGAAAGUGAAAUCAAAACAUCUGCAUUUUCGAUUGUGAGUGAUGGAUUGUGAUGAAAUUGAAAAAAGCAUAGCAAAUAAAAUUUGAUUGUAAUAAUGAAACCAGACAUCAUUGAUCGUGCUUAGUUUAUAAGGGAGUUCAUCAUAAAUAGUCGCUCUUUAAGGAAAGGACUAGUACGCCAGUGUCUUAGUAUACACCAUGAAGAAGCUUACGGGGACGUUCCGGAGUACCCAGUGGGAUCCGUACCUGUUGAUAGCGCAAAUUGUGGCAUUGCAAGCCCUUCUCUACGUCAGUCUUGGCACGAUCAUGUUUGUGAUGGAUCUUUUUGCCGAGGCGAAUCACACACUGGACCACCUCUUCGAGUAUCACGAAAUUCACGUCACCGACAUUGGUGGACGGUUGGUAAUAUUCGCAUUCGUACUCAACUCCUUGUGCGGUUCGGGUCUGCUGUGGUUCAUAGUGCGCCGCACCAAGCUCUGUCUGGAUUUCAGCGUGACGUUCCACUUCAUCCAUCUGGUGGUUUGCUGGUGGUACAACAGCGCGUUUCCCUCGACCAUCAGCUGGUGGAUGCUGAAUGCGGUUUGUACGGCGCUGAUGUGCGUGUGCGGUGAGUUUUUGUGUCUGAAAACAGAACUGCGAGAGAUUCCCGUUGGAUACUCUGCCCUCAACAACAAAGUUGAUCUGUAAAGUCUGAUACCUAAUCGCUUUCAGUACGAGAAUUCUUUGAGUGUGAAUGUGGAGUGGAUUUAUAAGGGACGUAGUAGUAUGCAUGAGUCAUUGCUGUUAAUAUUUUGUGAUUUAUAAUUCAUGUAAAUACACUUUCAAAUAGUCGAUUUGUUCAACUUUUAACAAAGUUGAAUCAAAUAGGACAUAAUUAGUUCAGUAGGAAACCCAUCUCACCUGUUUUAUCAACUGUUUUAAAAAAGCAGUUUUAAUUUAUGUUUGCAGUCUUUUUUAAAACACUAAAUUUCAAGAAAACGCAAUUUGUUCAUACCUAAUAGUAGCUUUUUAUAAAUAGGAAUAAAAGAAAUCCAAAUGCAAA
This is a messenger RNA of Armigeres subalbatus, 1258 nucleotides long. It is a transcript of the gene Sys1, whose product is annotated as protein SYS1 homolog. Gene Ontology annotation, biological process: Golgi to endosome transport; protein localization to Golgi apparatus; Golgi to plasma membrane protein transport. The transcript is spliced from 3 exons. Gene Ontology annotation, cellular component: trans-Golgi network; Golgi membrane. NCBI's taxonomy places the organism in Eukaryota, Metazoa, Arthropoda, Insecta, Diptera, Culicidae. The record is from RefSeq and is a predicted model, not a curated record. Bases 415 to 903 code for a protein of 162 amino acids.